AUGGACAUCCUCACAGCUGGUGCCCUUUGUUCUGCCGACCAAGUUGGAUCUAGUAUUGUAUACCGCUAUUCAACCACCUCCAUACACAGGAAGAUGCACAUGCACAGCUGGAAUCCCAGUUACAAACGCAUUUUGUUCAUUCCAGCUCGUAAUCCAGUCACCCUGUCACAAAGCCAGCCAACCGACCAGCCAGCCAACCGGCCAGGCAACCAAUCAACUUUGUCCUAUCUGCUUUAUUCAGCCAAUCCCACUUAUCACAGCCACCCACCGAUUUAUGUUGGUAUCCCUGUUUGGCCAGACUAUCACCAGCGCGUCACUGAGCUGUUCAUUUUGCGCCUGAUUGGGCCCUAG
This is a messenger RNA of Protopolystoma xenopodis, 351 nucleotides long. The record is from the annotation of a GenBank genome assembly. NCBI's taxonomy places the organism in Eukaryota, Metazoa, Platyhelminthes, Monogenea, Polystomatidea, Polystomatidae.